Molecule: messenger RNA, 5175 nt
Organism: Gadus morhua (Atlantic cod)
Lineage: Eukaryota; Metazoa; Chordata; Actinopteri; Gadiformes; Gadidae
Gene: ubap2a
Product: ubiquitin associated protein 2a
Exons: 26
Coding region: 597-4529 (1310 amino acids)
Cellular component (GO): nucleus; cytoplasm
Molecular function (GO): protein binding
Source: RefSeq, a predicted model, not a curated record
UCUCCGUCGCGCCUAUUACACGCGCUUUUGGUAGCUUUUUUUUCGCAUUUUUGUGAUUGCUUUUCACCCGGCAAGCUGCGUCGGGAUGGGAUUGUGCACUGAGGCCAUUUUCCAUAGGAUCGAUAGAGCUUUGUUGUUAGCCCACUAGCAUGUUUUGAUGUCAUGUGUUAUAAACUACCAGUGGCAUUGGAUGAAACUGUGUUUUGGUGUGAUUCUCCUUAUUGACGAUGUAUUGUUAUGCACAUGACAGUGCGCUGGUUGACUUUCUAUCCCGACCCUAUUUUGUUAGCGAUAGCCUCGACGGCUAGCGCCAUCCCUGCAUUUCUAUGGCAUUGUGUCAGCUAAGGGGAGUAGGCUAGCUAAUCGUAGCUUACGCUAGCGAGGACAAAGGGAUACAUAGAAUUAGUAUUACCAUUUCGGUGUGUAAUAUGUUAAAUGGUACUGCAUCGUGAUGAGAAAAUAUAUUAUGCGUGAAAACUAAGGCGUUGUUGGGGAUUUUUUUUAAAACCGACCAGGAAAACAAGUAAUGCAAAACGCAGCUGGGGGAUCUGACGAUUUUUCUAUUUUGUACAUACAUAGUUUUGUAUAUACUGUAUAUGAUGAGCUCGCUGGGCGGCGACAAGGCCCGGGGCCCUCGGGAGAAGACGCUGCCCACCGUCACACACUCCUCCCAACCACAGAAACAGAUACAGGCUACUGCAGAGCAAAUCCGCCUUGCCCAGGUGAUCUAUGACAAGAACGACUCUGACUCUGAGUGCAAAGUCAACCAGCUCAUGGAGGUCACGGGGAAGAACCAGGAUGAGUGCAUGAUAGCGCUCCACGAUUGCAACGAGGACGUGAACAGAGCCAUCAACUUCCUCCUGGAGAGUACAUCCGACACGACCUCAUGGGAGACCGUAGGGAAGAAGAAGCCCCUCGUUAAGGAGGGACCGUCCGAGAGCAAGGAGAACAAGGAGAACCGGGAGAAGAAAGGAGACAAGGAAGCCAACAAGGGUCGCAGUGCCUCCAGCCGCAGGGGCAAGGGGGCUAGUCGCAGCCGACCGGGUACAGCCCCCCCGACAGAGACAGUCACAUCCCACCCUGUGUCGCUACCCCAUCCCUUCGUGAUGGACUCACCUGUGUGUGUGUCUGUGUAUACAGCCGCACGCCCAGAGGAGAAUGGGGUUGAGGUGAUGCCCGUGGAAAGGGGCUCGGAGCGAGGCCGGAGGGGCAGGGGAGGUAGAGGGGGGUUGAUUGGAGCCGGAGGUCGAGGCAGGGGCAGAGCGCCGCCAGGGAGCCGGUUCUCAGCCCAGGGAAUGGGGACCUUCAACCCGGCGGACUACACCUCAGAUUCCCGCACGCGGACCAUGGACUCAGAGGUGUGGGACACGGGGGCCAACGGCACCAACCCAGAUGGAACAGCCUGGAGGAAUACACUGGAAGACUGGGCUGCUGAGGACUGGAGCGAGGAUGUCAGUCUCUCCGAGACCAAAGUGUUCACCUCCUCGUGUGCGCCUGCUGCUGAGAACCACAUCACACCUGGACAAAGCCUGGACCUGGCCACGCUGCUGCAGAAGCCUGUGGGUGGAGGUAGGGAGGCUCCCCCUUCCUCUUCCUCCUCCAGCUCUCAGAGCCUGGUCUUUACCAACUCCCACCACCACCACCAUCAACCGCAGCAGCCCCAGCUUCCCCUCAGCCGAAACGCCACUGGCAGCACAAGCUAUGCACACGUUGCCCUGUCGUCCGUGCUUGGAGCUGGCUUCGGUGACCUGGGACAGUCCAAACGGAGCCAGCCAAGCGCAGGAGCUCAGAUACUGGAGCAGCUAAAGGGUCCCGGCCUGGGUCCGCUGCCAUCCUCCCAGGCCACGCCCUCUGUCGGCACCCAAGGGGGUCGUCUGCCCGGCCUUGGAGUCCCAGUACCUCCGCCAGUCUCCUCCAGCUGGGACCUGAAGGUGUCAGAGCCCGGUGCCUCCUCGCAGUUCAGCCGGGAGUUUGGUAUGCAGCCAGAGCCCUCCCUAGUUCUGAGCCAGCUGGUCCAGAGGCACGCGGGACCCUCGCUGCCCCUGGCGCGCCAACCCAGCCCCCCGACGCAGCGGCUGCAGCAGGCCGCCCCCGCCGCCCCGUCUCCCGGGCUCCAGGCGGGCCAGGGAGGCCCCCUGCUGGCUGCUGGUAGUGCCAAGUCUCCUGCGCCCAGUGCAGGGCUGGACCCUCCGGGCAGCGGCACGCCGCACCAGCAACAACGGGCGCAACUCAAGGGCCAGAAGCGAAGGAUACCCCCCACGUCAAAGAUCCCCUCCACGGCGGUAGAGAUGCCAGGCUCCGCAGACAUUCCCGGGCUCAACCUCCAGUUCGGAGCGCUGGACUUCGGCUCCGAGUCGGCCAUCCCAGACUUCGGCGCCGUGGAGAACUGUGUCGUUGGCGCCUCGCGGGAAUCAACCCCGGGCCCCGUGGCCGCUCCAACCGCACCUGGACCCCAGAGCCAGUCCAGCCUGUACUCCACACCCCUCAGUGAGUCCCUGGGCCUCCCGCUCUCGGUGCCGCUGCCACUGCCCAUCUCCUCGUCGGAGCCCGUCUACCACUCGCCCUCCAUCACGCUGCCCAACCUAUCCGCCUCCUCCCUGGGCACCGCCAGCUCAGCCAAUCCUCACGCUGCCGCUGCCGCCAGCUCCGCCGCCUCCGCGCUGUCGUCCUCCGUUGCGGUCCAGUCCACCGCCUCCCCCUUCUGCUCCGUCGGGGGGAGUUACGACGCACCUUUGUCGGUCCACUCGCGGCUGGCCUUCACCCAGAGCAAAGAGGCCUCUGGGCCGGUCAUGAAUGGCUUGAACGGCAUGAGGACGUCAGUUGCUUUAGACACAUCAUCAGUGUCAUCCACACCAAAGCCUGACUCUCCCUCUCUGAGCGUCAGCAGCCACAGUGGGCAAGGCGGCCCCUCCCACCACCCCUCGGUGAUGCCCAAUCACAAUGCUGCACUGGCCAGCCUGGCCCAGGACAUGCCCACCGUCAGCCAGCUCAGCUCUCUCAACAGCCAUGCCAGCAGUCACUCUUCAGUCUCGGCAGCGGGCUCCAGUGCUCUCACUUACACCAGUGGGGACAGCAGUAGCAUGAGCUCCCUGGCGCCCUCGUCUGGCUCCUACACGUCGUCGCAGAUCCCCGGCCCUUCGCUCCACUCGGUGCACCACCACCACAACAACAUCAACAUCAGCAGCAGCAGCAGUAGCAUCAGCCACCUGGCUAACAUGGCCAACAUGGGUGGCGGCAUGAGCAGCGCCAUGGCUAACGCGGGCGCGCUGCACUCGGCUCUGGGGCUCAGCUCCAACGGCAUCGGCGCCGCCUCCAACCUGGCGGCGGGCCGGACCGCCCCGCUGCUCUCCUCGUCCAGCGGCAAAGCCCCUCCCAACCUGUCCCAGGGCGUGCCUCCACUGCUGCCCAACCAGUACAUAAUGGGCCCCGGAGGACUGCUUCCAGCAUACCCACAGAUCUAUGGCUACGAGGACCUCCACAUGCUACAGUCCAGACUACCCAUGACGUGUCCCCGUCCGUGGCCGCAGCCCUCCUUGCAGGACUACUACGGCAUCACAUUCCCUGGGCCUGCAGCUCUCUCAGGCAGAGACGGGAGUCUAGCCAACAACCCAUACUCAGGUGAAGUCACAAAGUUCGGAAGGAACGACUCCACCUCGCCGGCCCCCCCGACCAGCCUGUCGGCCCCCCAGCCCCCCCAGGGUCAGAGCCAGGGCCAGAGCCAGGGCCAGCCUCAGCAGCCCCAGGCCCAGGGCCAGCCACAGCACCACGGGAACCAGCAGGCCUUUCUACCCCCGGGCUACAGCUACACCGGCCUGCCCUACUACCCCGGUGUGCCCAGCGCCGUGCCCAGCGCCGCAGCCUUCCAGUACGGCCCCACCAUGUUCGUCCCUCCGGGAGCCCAGGGGCCGGCCUCCGGCAAGCAGCACGGCAUGGGCCUGGGGCUGGGCAACCCCUCGGCCAGCCCCUUCCAGCAGCAGAGCCAGCAGCAGCCCAGCGGCUACGGCCAGCACACCUUCAGCUCAGGGUACGAGGAGCUGACGGCCGGGCCAGCCGGUGUGGACUACAGCAAAGGCUACAGCAACUCCUCCCAGGCCCAGGCCAAGUCUGCUGCUAGCGGCCCUGGGAAAGGCGUCUCCGUGACGUCCAGUAACUCGGGAGUGCCAGACAUCAGUGGAAGUGUUUACAAUAAGAGCCAGCCCUACAAUGGAGCCAAAUGUGUCCUGUUUCCACACCCCGGCCAGGCCUUUGACAAGCAGGGUUUCCACGCCGGGACCCCGCCUCCCUUCAGCCUGCCUUCAGCGUUGGGGGGCCCGGGGCCUCUGAACCCUGGUGGGGCCCCUGGAGGCUACGCUCCGGCCCCCUUCCUUCACAUCCUGCCUCACCAGCAACCCCACUCCCAGCUGCUACACCAUCACCUGGCUCAGGACGGACAGGGUGGUCCUAGCCAGCGCGGCCAGUCCAGUAGCAUGCAGCAGAAGAGCCAGGUCAACAAGUCCAGCUACGGCAGCUCCCCCUACUGGGCCAACUGAGACGUCCUCUCGGUCUGAUGGUUUUUUCGGACGGACAUCACAACCGAUCGAUUAGACUAUCAAGGAACCAUUUUACAGCACCAUGUUAAAAUACAGACACACAACCACCCUUCCCCCUCUGCUCUAUAUAUCCCCUUUUCAAAUUUAUGGCUGUUGUAUGUAAAAUAUAUUUAUGUAUGUAUUUAUACAGUAUAUAUGUAUUGGUAGAAAAUGAAAUGUGGUUUUCUGCAUUUUUUUUUUUUUUUGAAGGACAUUUUAUCAACAAAAAAAAUCGUGGGAAGAUUGCUAAUCAUGGAGAAUUUAUGAAGUUGAUGGUAAAUAUACUUGAACACGAACAAGCAUCAUGUGUAGUGGAUUUUCUUUUGUAUGCAUACAUGAACCCUGAGAAUGAUGUACAUAAAGCUAUACAUCAAUUUCACGGCAAAGGCCUUUUUUUAAUUUUGAAACAAGUUUUUGUAACUUUGUCUCCCCAUCUGUGAAUCCUUAUAUUGAGGGGACUUUAGUUGAUCGCUUGACUUUCUUUCCCCUCCCAUUCCUUGUCUCCUUCCCCCUUACUAAUUGGCUGAUAUACAGCCAGGCCUUGGAUUUGAUGUCAUUUUAACAUUGGUUUAAUCAUUGUUGUCCAAAUUAAAAGUUCUGAACUGUU